This is a messenger RNA of Dermatophagoides farinae (American house dust mite), 760 nucleotides long. Its product is annotated as UPF0462 protein C4orf33 homolog. The record is from RefSeq and is a predicted model, not a curated record. NCBI's taxonomy places the organism in Eukaryota, Metazoa, Arthropoda, Arachnida, Sarcoptiformes, Pyroglyphidae.
UAAAGAAAAAAUGUUCGGUUUUCAUCGAUUUUCAACGUUGUUUUUUGUUGUCGUUGUUUUCAUAUCCAUUUUUCAACUCCAUCCAUUCGAAACAAUGACAAUGUCGUCAACAUAUUCGACAAGAAUUAAAACCACAUGGAAUAAUGAAUCUAUUGCCGCCGAACAAUUUAUAUCAAUUUCUAUGCAUUAUUCAGGUGAAGAUUUGAUCAUAUUGAUUCAUGCUCCAUUCUACAAUGAUCCAGUAUUACCAGAUUGGUCAAAAAAACCUGGAACAUUUGAUAAACUUUAUGAAUAUGAAGUUGUUGAAUUGUUUCUAUUGAAUUCACAAAAUGAACAUUAUCUAGAAAUUGAACUUGCUCCUCGUGGUCAAUAUUUAUUACUGGAAUUGAAUGGCUAUCGUAAUGUAACACGAACACCGAUUUCAUUGAAAUCAUAUGAUGUAAAAAUUCAGCAUGACAAACAUUGGUCAGGUCGAGCAAUUGUUUCAAAUGAUGAUCUUCCUUAUGGUAUUGAUAAAUUUAAUGCAUACGCUAUUCAUGGUUCCGGUUCAAAUCGAACAUAUUUAUCAUUGUUUCCGGCUCCUCAUAAUAAUCCAAACUAUAGUGAACCGGAUUUUCAUCGACUUGAACUUUUUAAACCAAUUUCCUUGUUCCAUCCUUAUCAUUAACAUUCAUAGGUUCGAAAGGUUCAUUGAUUCAUUGAUUUUGCGACUAAAUUUUAUUUUAUUUUAUCUGAUUUUUUUUUUGUUAAAUUGUUGUUG